GGUGAUGCUCCUGACAGCUUCGCUCCAGAAGUUGAAACAGUUAGCGCCUCCUUUCCUUGUGCGGGCUGUAGGUGUCGGGGCCAUGGGGAUGGUCAGUUCUGUUUGCUCACAUAACAGCUCCCUUUCCCUAGGCCUCAGGUUCAGCAUGUUCCACACAAGGCCAGAGGCCCUGGUGCUCCUGGGAUUUCUACUGUCAGGACCGCUGGAUGCAGAGGGCAACAAGGAUGAACUCUCACUGCCCUGGGAAGUGCAGCGCUAUGACGGCUGGUUCAACAACCUGAGGCACCAUGAGCGUGGCGCUGCAGGUUUCCGGCUGCAGCGCCUUGUACCGGCCAAUUACGCGGACGGUGUGUAUCAGGCUCUGGGGGAGCCUCUGCUGCCCAACCCGCGUAGACUUAGCGCCGCCGCCACGCAGGGGAGGGCGGGGCAGCCGUCGCUCCACGAUCGCACGGUGCUGGGGGUCUUCUUCGGCUAUCAUGUGCUCUCAGACCUGGUGAGUGUGGAGAGACCUGGCUGCCCUGCCGAGUUCCUCAACAUCCGCAUCCCACCCGGAGACCCAGUGUUCGAUCCCCAGGAGCGCGGGGACGUGGUGCUGCCCUUCCAGAGGAGCCGCUGGGACCCCAAGACGGGACAGAGCCCCAGCAACCCCCGGGACCUGACCAACGAGGUGACCGGCUGGCUGGACGGCAGCGCCAUCUAUGGCUCCUCGCACUCCUGGAGCGACGCGCUGCGGAGCUUCUCCGGGGGAGAGCUGGCGGCGGGGCCCGACCCCGCCUUCCCCCGCGACGCGCAGCAGCCCCUGCUCAUGUGGACCCCGCCAGACCCCGCGACCGGGCAGCGCGGCUCCCGGGGACUGUACGCCUUCGGGGCCGAGCGAGGGAACCGGGAGCCCUUCCUGCAGGCGCUGGGCCUGCUCUGGUUCCGCUACCACAACCUGUGGGCGCAGAGGCUGGCCCGCGAGCACCCGCGCUGGGGGGACGAGGAGCUGUUCCAGCACGCGCGCAAGAGGGUCAUCGCCACCUACCAGAACAUCGCUAUGUAUGAGUGGCUGCCCAGCUUCCUGCGGAAAACACCCCCAGAGUAUGCAGGGUACCGCCCUUUCCUGGACCCCAGCAUCUCCCCGGAGUUCUUGGCAGCCUCUGAGCAGUUCUUCUCCACCAUGGUGCCCCCUGGCGUCUACAUGAGAAAUGCCAGCUGUCAUUUCCAGAAGGUUCAGAACAAGAAUGUCAGCUUCCCGGCUCUCAGGGUCUGCAACAGCUACUGGAUUCGCGAGAGCCCCAAUCUGAACAAUGCCCAGGCGGUGAAUCAGCUGCUGCUGGGAAUGGCCUCCCAGAUUUCGGAGCUGGAGGACAGGAUAGUGGUUGAAGAUCUGAGGGAUUACUGGCCUGGUCCUGGCAAGUUCUCCCGCACUGACUACGUGGCCAGCAGCAUCCAACGUGGCCGAGAUAUGGGGCUGCCCAGCUAUAGCCAGGCCCUGCUGGCCUUGGGGCUGGAGACCCCAAAGAGCUGGCGUGACCUCAACCCCAACGUGGAGCCCCAGGUGUUGGAGGCCACCGCUGCCCUCUACAACCAGGACCUGUCCCUGCUGGAGCUGCUCCCUGGGGGGCUCCUGGAGAGCCACGGGGACCCUGGGCCCCUCUUCAGUGCCAUUGUCCUCAAUCAGUUUCUGCGGUUGCGGGACGGCGACCGCUACUGGUUUGAGAACACCAGAAAUGGGCUGUUUUCCGAGGAGGAGAUAGUGGAAAUCAGGAACACCACCCUGCGGGAUGUGCUGGUAGCUGUCACCAAUGUGGACCCCAGUGCCCUGCAGCCCAAUGUCUUUGUCUGGGAUGAGGAUGCUCCCUGCCCUCAGCCCCAGCAGCUCACAACUGAGGACCUGCCCCCCUGUGUGCCCCUGACCGUGUCGGACUACUUCGAGGGCAGUGGUCCUGGUUUUGGCAUCACCGUCGUGGCUCUCUGCUGCCUUCCCCUAGUGAGUCUGAUCAUCGCUGGGAUAGUGGCCCAUUUCCGAGGCCAAGAACGCAAGAAGCUACAAAAGAAAGGCAAAGAGAGUGUGAAGAAGGAUGCGGCUAAAGAUGGGUUACCAGCGAUGGAGUGGCCAGGCCCCAGGGAGAGGAGCUACCCCAUCACCAUCCAGCUGCUCCCAGACAGGCAUCUGCAGGUCCUGGACAGGCAUCUCUCCGUGCUCCGCACCAUCCAGCUGUGGCCCCUACAGCAGGUCAACCUCAUCCUGUCCAGCAACCGUGGAUGCCGUGCCCUGCUGUUUAAGAUCCCCAAGGAGUAUGACCUGGUGCUGCUGUUUAACUCCGAGGAGGAGCGGGCCGCCUUCGUGCAGCACCUGCGGGGCUUCUGCGAGCACUGGGCUCUGGGCCUCCAUGUGUCUGAGAUGGGUGAGAAGGAGCUGUUCAGGAAUGCCGUGACCAAGCAGCAGCGGGAACGCAUCCUCGAGGUCUUCUUCAGACACCUUUUUGCCCAGGUGCUGGAUAUUGACCAGGUGGCCAAAGGGACCCUGCCCGAGGACUCACCACAGAAGGUGCGGGAGGCCCUGACAUGCGAACUGAGCAGGGCUGAGUUUGCUGAAUCCCUGGGCCUGAAGCCCCAGGACAUGUUUGUGGAGUCCAUGUUCUCUCUGGCCGACAAGGAUGGCAAUGGCUACCUGUCCUUCCGGGAGUUCCUGGACAUCCUGGUGGUCUUCAUGAAAGGCUCCCCAGAGGACAAGUCCCGCCUGAUGUUCACCAUGUAUGACCUUGAUGCAAAUGGCUUCCUCUCCAAGGAUGAAUUCUUCACCAUGAUGCGGUCCUUCAUCGAGAUCUCCAACAACUGCCUGUCCAAGGACCAGCUGGCCAAGGUGGUGGAGUCCAUGUUCCAUGAAUCGGGCUUCCAGGACAAGGAGGAGCUGACGUGGGAGGACUUCCACUUCAUGCUGCGGGACCACGACAACGAGCUCCGCCGCACGCAGCUCUGCGUCAAGGGUGGAGGUGUUGGGGACAUCUUCAAACAAAAUAUCAGCUGUCGAGUCUCAUUCAUCACUCGGACUCCUGAGAAAAUAUCCUGCCCCAAUGGACGGGGGCUCUCUGCCUUAGAAGUCCCAGAGCCGAGAGGCCAUGGGUUGAAGAAGAGGUUUGGCAAAAAGGUGGUGGUGCCCCCUCCCCGGCCAUACACGGAGGCGCUGCGGGAGAAGAUGCAGCGAGGCUUCCUGGCCCAGAAGCUUCAGCAGUACAAGCGCUUCGUGGAGAACUACCUGCGGCACAUCGUGUGCGUUGCCAUCUUCUCAGCCAUCUGUGCCGGCCUGUUUGCAGAGCGUGCUUACUACUACGGCUUUGCAUCGCCGUCCUCAGGCAUCGCGGAGACCACCCUUGUGGGCAUCAUCCUGUCGAGGGGCACAGCGGCCUGCGUCUCCUUCAUGUUCUCCUACAUCCUGCUCACCAUGUGCCGCAACCUCAUCACCUUCCUGCGAGAGACCUUCCUCAACCGCUACGUGCCCUUCGAUGCCGCCGUGGACUUCCACCGCUGGAUCGCCAUGGCUGCCGUUGUCCUGGCCAUUUUGCACAGUGCUGGCCAUGUGGUCAACGUCUACAUCUUCUCAGUCAGCCCCCUCAGCUUGCUGGCCUGCAUCUUCCCCAAUGACUUCAUGAAUGAUGGGUCCCAACUUCCCCAGAAGUUCUACUGGUGGUUCUUCCAGACGGUCCCAGGUGUGACGGGGGUGCUCCUGCUCGUGGUGCUGGCCAUCAUGUAUGUCUUCGCCUCCCACCACUUCCGCCGCCACAGCUUCCGGGGCUUCUGGCUGACCCACCACCUCUACAUCCUGCUCUAUGUCCUGCUCAUCAUCCACGGCAGCUUUGCCCUGAUCCAGCUGCCCCGUUUCCACAUCUACUUCCUGGUCCCAGCGCUGAUCUAUGGGGGAGACAAGCUGGUGAGCCUGAGCCGGAAGAAGGUGGAGAUCAGCGUGGUGAAGGUGGAGCUGCUGCCCUCAGGAGUGACCCACCUGCAGUUCCAGCGGCCUCAAGGCUUUGAGUACAAGUCGGGGCAGUGGGUGCGGAUCGCCUGCCUGGCUCUGGGGACCACCGAGUACCACCCUUUCACACUGACCUCUGCACCCCAUGAGGACACGCUCAGCCUGCACAUCCGGGCAGUGGGACCCUGGACCACUCGCCUCAGGGAGAUCUACUCACCCCCGACGGGCGACAGCAGUGCCCGAUACCCGAAGCUGUACCUCGAUGGACCAUUUGGAGAGGGCCACCAGGAGUGGCAUAAGUUCGAAGUGUCAGUGCUGGUAGGAGGGGGCAUUGGGGUUACCCCCUUUGCCUCCAUCCUCAAAGACCUGGUGUUCAAGUCAUCCUUGGGCAGCCAGAUGCUCUGUAAGAAGAUCUACUUCAUCUGGGUGACGCGGACGCAGCGGCAGUUCGAGUGGCUGGCUGACAUCAUCCGGGAGGUGGAGGAGAAUGAUCACUGUGACCUGGUGUCUGUUCAUAUCUACAUCACGCAGCUGGCUGAGAAGUUUGACCUCAGGACCACAAUGCUGUACAUCUGUGAGCGGCACUUCCAGAAGGUUCUGAACCGCAGUCUGUUCACGGGCCUGCGCUCUGUCACCCACUUUGGCCGUCCCCCCUUCGAGCCCUUCUUCAACUCCCUGCAGGAGGUUCACCCACAGGUGAAGAAGAUUGGGGUGUUCAGCUGUGGCCCUCCAGGAAUGACCAAGAAUGUAGAGAAGGCCUGUCAACUCAUCAACCGGCAGGACCGGGCCAACUUCAUGCACCACUACGAGAACUUCUGAGCUGCCCUCCCCGACUCACAAUGCCAGUCUGCUGCCCUCCCCUCUGUGAAGGAAGGUUGCCCAGGCCUUCCAGUAACUUCUCUAUCAGAAUCCACCUCAGGCCCCGGCUGGAGAGCCGCAGGAGCCCCUCCCUCAUUGCC
This is a messenger RNA of Choloepus didactylus (southern two-toed sloth), 4914 nucleotides long. RefSeq names its product dual oxidase 2 (gene DUOX2). The record is from RefSeq and is a predicted model, not a curated record. The transcript has 33 exons. NCBI's taxonomy places the organism in Eukaryota, Metazoa, Chordata, Mammalia, Pilosa, Megalonychidae. Gene Ontology annotation, molecular function: superoxide-generating NAD(P)H oxidase activity; heme binding; calcium ion binding. Bases 5 to 4774 code for a protein of 1589 amino acids. Gene Ontology annotation, cellular component: NADPH oxidase complex; plasma membrane. Gene Ontology annotation, biological process: defense response; superoxide anion generation; response to oxidative stress.